Messenger RNA from Microplitis mediator, 2196 nucleotides. RefSeq lists its product as uncharacterized. The transcript has 2 exons. The record is from RefSeq and is a predicted model, not a curated record. NCBI's taxonomy places the organism in Eukaryota, Metazoa, Arthropoda, Insecta, Hymenoptera, Braconidae. Bases 281 to 2143 code for a protein of 620 amino acids.
AUUAUGCAUACAGUCUGUUUCUGUGUUUUUAAAUCACAUGAACGCCUCAGUCGAAUCAACGUGCUUAUACUUAUUUAACUUGAUAAUUGUAAAAGCGUGGUAUAGUGAUUUAUCAGUUCGCAUUUUAAAAUUGUAUUCUCAUAUUCAAUGUAUAUGUGUAAAUUAUAAACAUUGGCAGUGCAAGUUACUAGCUAAAAGACAAUAAAAAACUAUAGUGAAAAAAACUCGUUGGUAAAAUUUUUAUUUAUAGGUUAUCUUAACCCGUCAAUUGCAUUAUUUUAUGAUGGCAGAAUCUAGUGGGAAUGCUAUUCCAAUCCAAAAUUAUCAGGAAGAUGUUGUAGUUGUUCCAAUCGAUCUUCAUCAACGUCAUAAUUCUCAAGUAAGUCAGAUUUUUGAUCCAGACAAGGCAUCAAAAAUUGUACAAUCGCAGCUAAACAAUCACAAAGUUAAAAAAAAGCGAGCUGAGUAUAUGCGAGAGUACAGAGCUCGGAAGAAAAUUCGCACUCAAUCCACUAGUGAUACUCCUAGUGAUACUCCUUCAAUUGUCAUAAAAAAAAUAGAUGAUAUUUUACAAGCUGAUGAUAAUUUAAAUAAGUCAUUUGAAUUUGUUGGAUUAACUUAUGAAGACAUCAACACGACUCGAAGAGAAAACAAUGCUGAGUAUAUGCGAGAGUACAGAGCCCGGAAAAAAAUUCUCAUGCAGUUAAGUAAUCACACUCCUAUAGUUGCCCAUCAAGAAGAUGAUGUUUUACAAGCUGAUGGUACUUUUAAUAAUCCGUUUGAAUUUGUCGCAUUACCUUGUCGAAAAACCAAAGUGACCCGUAGAAAAUCAACAGCUGCGUAUAUGCGAGAGUACAGAGCCCGGAAAAAAAUUCGCGAUCAAAUAACUACUGAUAAUCCUUUGGAUAUCCAUCAUCAAGAAGGUGAUAUUUUACAAGCUGAUAAUAAUUUAAAUAAUCCGAUUGAAGGUGUCGGAUUGCCUUGUCAAGACACUAACGCAACACGUAAAAGUACUAGCAAACUAGCUGUGUAUAUGCGACAGUACAGAGCCAAAAGAAAAAUUCGCAAUCAAUCAAUUAGUGAUCCUUUGGUUAUCCCUCAACAAAAAGAUGAUAUUUUACAAGCUGGUGAUGAUUUAAAUAAUGUACAUAAAUUUGUUGAAUUACCUAAGCCCAACUUCAACGCGACACCUAAGAAAACGCGAACUGAGUAUAUAAGAGGGUACAGAGCCCGGAAAAAAAUUUGCAUUCAAUCAACUAGUGUUACUUCUUCAGUUGUCCAUAAUCAAGAAGAUGAUAUUAGCGUUCAAACUUGUGAUGAUUCAAGUAAUGUGCAUAAAUUAGUCGAAUUAUCUGACCAAGAUAUCAACGCAAUAUGUCAGAAAAGAGCAACUGAGCCUAUGCGAGCGCACAGUUCCGUUAAAUUAGAGCCAGUUCAAGAAUCACAAAAUCAAGUACCAUACCUUGACAAAAGUGAAAAUACUACUCUGUUAUUGUACAGCGAUUUUCACCGUCAUCAGCUUGCUCAUGAAGAAAUAAAAAUGGAAUUUGAGGAAAAUCCAUUUGGUGGCAUUUGUUCAGUUUGUGAGAAACUAUGGUUUAAAUAUGAUUUACAACCUCCAUCUUCCGAACAUGAAGAUAUUUUGAAAAUUAUAGUUCCACAUCUUGAUAAAGAUAAUAUUUUAAUAUGUAAAACAUGUAGACAAUCUUUGAACAAGAAAAAUAUUCAAACCAUGGCUGUUUAUAACGGAUUCAAAUUUCCACGGAAACCUAAACAUUUACCCUCGUUAAACUUAGUAUCAGAAAGAUUGAUUUCUCCGCGAAUUCCAUUUAUGGAAAUAAAACGACUGAAACACGUUAAUGGUCAAUAUGUUAUUCGUGGCCAAGUAAUUAAUGUUCCAGAUUGUAUCUACACGAUGGUCAGUAGUCUCCUUAGAAACAUUGCUGAUGAUCACUGCAUCAAUGUGGAUGUUAAACGAAAAAAAAUUUAUAAGUCGAGUUGUUUGCACGGUAUGAUCAACAAAGGUACCAUAAAACUUUGGUUGCAGUUUUCAGUAAAAUCUCCACGUUAUAUUACGUAUUAUAUAAAAAUUGAUCAGUUUUUUUUCGAUAGUAAUAGCCUCAAACCAAAAGCUUAUAGCUAAUGCUGUAGAUUGAAAAGAUAGAUCAAUGCACAAUAAAAUAUUUUUAAACUAUA